AUGAUGGCAGUUGAUAAUGCCGCUAAGAGGUCUUCGAACGAGUUACCAGUGGCCAAAGAAACGAAAAAAAGGCGAGUAGAAUUUGUGGAUGCACAAGAUGGUCAAAAGAUGAGAAACUCAGAAGAAAACGCUGGGUUCUCAAUGAAAUUGUACAGCAAAUAUGUUAAAAAUGCGCUGGAAGAUUUAGAUGGGAACGACGCAUCUCAGAUAGAUACUUUGGCAAGCCAGUUGUCGCUUGGAGCAUCUGAUCCUCUAAGAAUAUCGCCUGAGAACUUUACGGUUCUAUUGCGUGUACUUUCGAAUAAUAUCAGCAAAAUUGAUACUCCAACGUGUACGUCGUUGAUCCAUUCUGUGAUAAGCUUUGAGAAGUGGUGGGAAUUGCCUGCAACUGCUCUAAGUACGUACAUAUUUUUCGUCAAGAUUUUGUGCUCGAGUUUGCCUAAAUGGUGGCAAGAGGUGUCUUACCUCCUGAUAUCGAAUUUCGUGCUCCCACCUGAAAAGACCCAACAACACCAUGAAAUGCUUAGAUAUUUUCUGCGAACCACUCCAUCGUCCACUGCUUUCAUCAAUUCGGAUAUUACCAAAUUGUUUCCAAAUAAAAAUGAUACCAAGAGGAACCUUUUAAACUACACGUCUAAUCUUCUCAUUCUUACAGAUUACUGUAAAGAAUUGCGAUUUCAAUGCUGGUCUUUGAUUGUGGAAAAAGUCAUUUCCAUAGAUGUCGAGUUGCAGAACGAAUUGGAUGAACUUGACGAUGAUUUGGAAGAAGAUAUUGACGAUGAAUUGGAUGACGCGGAAAGUGCCCAGGAGGAUGCAGUGCAAAUUAUGAAUGUUCCAAAUUCUGAUGACGAAGAUGAAUCCGAUAGAGAAGCCGACGAAAUAUUCGAAGGUGAAGAAGAGUAUAACGUUGAGAUCUCGCAAAAUAUCAAGGAAUUGUCAUUCAAAUUAGAUGCCAUAUUGGCGCUCAUUACGAAAAAGCUAUCUCAGUCUUUGACACCUGAAAGUUUGGAUAGUGGCGAUGGCGUGGCCAUUUUCAAUACAUUGGUCAGUUUGUUUCGGUCUCACAUUUUACCAACUUACUAUACCAAAUCUAUUCAGUAUAUCAUGUUCCAUGUUUCUCAGCAACAGCCCGAACUUAUGGACGCAUUCCUGGUCACUUUGAUUGACAUUGCAUUUACCACCACCGAAAUCAUUGAGAAACGGAUUAAAGCGCUUCAAUAUAUCGGAUCAUUCAUAGCUCGCGCAAAGAAGCUAACCAAUACUCAGAUCAUAUUUGUUGCCAGUUAUCUAACCUCAUGGCUUAACAGGUAUGUGCUCGAGAGGGAAGAGGAGGUUACUCAGCAUGGUGGAGUUGAAAGGUUCAAACAUUUCUACGCCGCUUUUCAAGCUCUCUGUUACAUAUUCUGUUUCCGACAUGCAGUCUUUCGCAAUGGCGAUAAAUGGGAGUGCGAUCUAGACAAAUUCUUUCAGUGGAUGGUUUUAUCGAAAUUCAAUCCCUUGAAAUAUUGUAAUGAGAAUGUUAUGAUGAUGUUCGCGCGCAUAGCCCAGCAUGAGGGACUUGUCUACUGCUUCAGCAUUAUCGAAAAUAACAAUAACGAGAGACUGAGAGGAAUCACUGGUAAAGCCAAAACGGAGGGUUCAUCCAGCUCCAUGAGUAACUGGACAUUGGCAACUCGUCAACAGUUCAUUGAUCUUCAAAGCUAUUUUCCCUACGACCCCCUUUUCCUUAAAACCUACAAAAGGAUGAUGAGAGAGUACUACAUCGAAUGGAGUGAUGUUAGUCGUGAAUAUGAAAGUGACGAGAGUGAAGAACUGGACGACAUAAAUAAAGAGUCAUAA
Molecule: messenger RNA, 1839 nt
Organism: Lachancea mirantina
Lineage: Eukaryota; Fungi; Ascomycota; Saccharomycetes; Saccharomycetales; Saccharomycetaceae
Source: the annotation of a GenBank genome assembly